CAUCAACGCCUCCACCACUACCUUUCUCAUAUGUAAAUGCUGACACACCAACAGUUCAGCUCCACCAGUCUCUUUUGGGAGAAAAGGAGCAGGAGCUUGAAAGAGCUUUCUCUGAUCUAGAUGUGUUAUUGGAAGAAGAAGUUACAGUUGAAGUUAAAAGACACACUGUUCUAGAAGAUGUACAAAGAAUUUACAGUAAUCAAAGUAUCAUCAAUAAACGUUUACAUGUUAACUUUAUUGGGGAAGAGGGAGAUGACUUUGGUGGGUUAACAAAAGAUCUUUUUUCUUCUUUUUGGAACAGUGCUUUCAUUCAGUGGUUUAAAGGUGAGGAUGCUCUUGUCCCAUGUAUACCAGUAAAUCAAUAUGCCAAAGCGCAGGACAUUUUUUCUGUUGUUGGUAACGUUUUGUCACAUAUGUGUCAGCUUAAUCAUUGCGUGCCACCCAGAUUUUGUAGAUCAACACUGCUAUCUGUUGUGUUUAAUACCUCUAUGAUUGAUAGUAGAACACUGUUGGAUGACUUUAUGCUCCAUGUAACAGUACCUGAACGAACCUUGCUGCAAAAGGCUUUGAAUAGUUUUGAAAAACUAAGCAUUUCUGAAAAAUCUGACUUGCUGACCUUUUAUUCUGUGAAUGGCAUGCACACAGUUCCUUCAGCUAAAGAUUUUAGAGAGCAACUGGUUCUUGUAGCACAAAAUGAACUGGUAAUAAAACCAAUGUUCUUGAAUUGCUUUAUAAGGCAGGCUAUUCCAGAGUCUCAUAUGAGAGCAUUUUGGUCACAGUUAGAUACAGACUUAAUUUCGUACCUGUACUGGCAGGAGAUGCCUACUGCAGACCGUGUGUUGCAGUGUAUAACAACUUCUGAAAAAGACCUGAAACCUGAAGAAGAAGUUGCUUAUUACUAUUUACGUGACUUCAUCAAGUCAGUGGAUCAGGAUGAAAUGUCCAAAUUUCUGCAUUUUGUUACAGGAUCCCCAUUACUGCCAAAUGAUGGCAUUACAAUAGUAUUUAAUAGACUUUGUGGUAGCCUGAGGAGACCUAUUGCACACACUUGUAGCAAUACACUAGAAAUACCAGUAAGCUAUGCUUCAGUACAGGACUUCAAACGAGAAAUGAAAUCCAUUCUAAAUUCAGAGAAUGCAUUUAUAAUGACAAUGCUUUAAGGUAGUGGUUAGAAUCACAGCAGCUAUAUCUGAAGUCAAGUGAUGUGAAGAAUCAUUUGACAAGGGAUGUUUUUAUAUAAAAAAUAUAUAUAUUUUACUUGUAAAUGCCCAACUACUUAAGCCUGCUUCUUUCAUAAUGAUUUGUAAAGCCUUGAUAGCAUGACUUCCCAGGAACACCACAGCGUAAAGCCUGUAAAAAAUGGAGGGUCAGCAAUCAGUUGAGAUAAAAUUUAUAGUUUUCUGUUCCAAUUCCCUUUUAAUCCAUUCCAAUUACUUUUAUGACAUAGGC
Messenger RNA from Acipenser ruthenus (sterlet), 1449 nucleotides. RefSeq lists its product as uncharacterized. The transcript has 3 exons. The coding region runs from base 414 to 1160 and encodes 248 amino acids. Gene Ontology annotation, molecular function: ubiquitin-protein transferase activity. The record is from RefSeq and is a predicted model, not a curated record. Lineage: Eukaryota; Metazoa; Chordata; Actinopteri; Acipenseriformes; Acipenseridae.